Molecule: messenger RNA, 1095 nt
Organism: Lachancea sp. 'fantastica'
Lineage: Eukaryota; Fungi; Ascomycota; Saccharomycetes; Saccharomycetales; Saccharomycetaceae
Source: the annotation of a GenBank genome assembly
AUGCACGAUGCCACCUUGAUUGACAUAUUUCCUGACGAAAGUCUGGUCAGCUAUUGUGUGUCCCCAGGAAACGUCUUUUUACUGCUACUGUACAUCACGGUUGAGAGACCACUGAGGGUUUUGCUCAGGGUAAAGAAUCUGAAAUCAGAUUUGAAGGUCACUACGUAUGAAAUUCCGAUAGAAACUAUGUCGUCGCUGGUUCCAAAAAACUCGUUCGGACUGCAGUUGGCACAGGUGUCCAAACAAACCAAAAAUAAAAUAGAGUUUGAACACUACAUCAUCGUAAGCACUGGAGAAGGACUCCAUUUUUUUACGCUGGCAGAACUUUUUUCGACAGACAAGUUCCGGCCUCGCAAAUGGCACCUGGGUUCAAGUGCCGACACAUUGACCUCAUUCAACGCAUACAAUGUUAGAGGAAACGACUUACAAGUCGUGUACGCGACGAAACUUGGAUCAAUAGUGAGGUUCAAUUUCAACAUAGAAUCAAAAACUUUUAAAAUGGUUAGCGACUACAAGGAUGCAGGCACCGACUGCAUAACCAGUUGUCAACCCUGUGAACCAGCCCAUAUUGAUGACGAGCGCAUCCAAAUUCCCGAACUAGUUUUUUCGAGCUUCGACAACUACUUAUACUCGCUGGAAGAUAAACUACAAAAAUUUCCUGUUGACCUAGCGUCGGAUAAAAACGUUCUCGUUUCCGCAUACGGAGUGGUUGCAAAGCAAUAUAGUAAAAAAGCCCUGAGGUACUAUGUGGCCAAUGUUUUAAACGGCGGCUGUUGUCUUUUCAAAAGGAGCGCUAGUGAUACCUGGGACAGAAUCCACGUCUUUGAACGUGAGACGCCAGGCGUCGGGGAGUCCUCUCCGCUGAUCAAUUGUGUGGUGACAGUCCAAGGGCGGACGCAACUGCAAAUCGCAUCGGGCAGCGAAAGUGGGAAAAUAUUCUUUUGGUGCUACAACUAUCGUGAUGAUAUUGUAACGGAAAGCCACGUAAUAAAUGUGGCAGGUGACCAGGAUAUUGUUCACAGCAUUCAAAUACUGGGGUCCUCGGUGUAUUAUAUGGUGAAUCGAGACUCUGUUGGAUCAAGUUUGAUUCCCUAA